Messenger RNA from Symbiodinium sp. CCMP2456, 1290 nucleotides. The record is from the annotation of a GenBank genome assembly. Lineage: Eukaryota; Dinophyceae; Suessiales; Symbiodiniaceae.
AUGAUCGAGCUCGGCGGGACGAUUGGCGACAUCGAGUCCAUGCCAUUCAUUGAGGCCCUUCGCCAAUUGAAGUUCAACCUGCCCGAGAACUCGCUCGUUUGGUGCCACUGCUCCUACAUACCGAACAUGAGCGGCCAGAAGACCAAGCCGACACAGCACUCAGUCAAGACACUACUGGGCCUAGGUGUGCAGCCGGACCUCAUCAUCUGCAGAUGUCCGGACCCCGUGCUCGAGGAGACACGAAAGAAGAUUGCAAACCAGUGCAACAUUCCGGCGAAUCGUAUCAUCAGCGCCCAUGAUGUUACAAACCUCUUUCACGUUCCAGGCAUCUUCGCGCAGCAACACCUCAUCGGGGUGAUGAACGGCUUGCUAAAGCUCGAUCAACUGGAUGUCGCAAAGCCUUCGCCACUGAGUCGCGACAGAAAGAGCAUGCGGACCCUCAACGAUUGGGAUCGAUUUGCGAAGCACGUGGAUCAGGCUGAAAUUAGCAAACCUGUGACCAUCGCGUUCGUGGGCAAGUACAACAAAGGUGGUGGAGAUGCCUAUCAGUCCGUUCUCGCUGCUCUCAGUCAUGCCGCAGUCGCUGUCACAAGAAAGCUCAAAGUUGACUGGGUCGAUGCCACUGAGUUGGAAGCUCCCAGCAAAGACAGCCCGGACUACGAGGAGGAGAUGAAGCGAAAGGCAGCUGCUGAGGCACGGCUCAAAGCUGCCGAUGGCAUCUUUGUGCCCGGAGGCUUCGGCGAUCGAGGUGUCGCCGGCAAAACGCGUGCUGCCGGGUUGGCGCGAGAGUGGAAGAAGCCGUACCUUGGCGUUUGCUUGGGCAUGCAGGUCGCGCUAAUCAACUUCGCCAAAGAAGUCCUUGGCAUCCCGGAUGCCACCAGCGAAGAGUUCGACACCGCUGGAACGUCCAAGAAUCACGUGGUGAUCUUUAUGCCUGAGAUCUCCAAGGAUACCAUGGGUGCCAACAUGCGACUGGGCGCCAGAUGGGUGGAGUUCACGAAGCCCGAAGAGUCGUUGGCCUCCGCUCUCUACGGUGGCGCGAAUCGGGUCCACGAGCGACACAGACACCGUUACGAGUUCAACGUGGCUUUCAAGGAGAGGAUGGAGAAGAAGGGCCUGAUCUUCUCUGGCCAGGAUGAGAGCAAGGAGCGCAUGGACAUCAUUGAAAUGGCGACCAAGGAUCAUCCUUUCUUCAUGGGUGUGCAGUACCACCCAGAGUACAAGUCACGUCCUGGUCAGCCAUCGCCUCCCUUCUUUGGCUUCGUGGCGGCUGCCAGCGAGCCGGGACAG